AAUAAAUUUCACAAAAAUGAAGUUGCUGGGAGUCGGUCUGCAACUGAUGAAAGCCAGAUGUGGAGCGGGCAACGGCCGCCCCUCCUACAGCUGCUGCCCUGAGAUGCAGGACACGAUUCCGUACUGCCCAAAGAAGCCAUUCUGGAACUUCAAACGAACCCUGUGCUUCUCUCUGCUGACCUUUGGAGCCGGAAUUUACACGGGCAUCUACACAUCCCAAAACUAUCAGGUGCCCCAUGUAGAUGAUCCCCAAACGCUGGUCCAGCGAAUGAACGACAAAAUACGAGAGCUAAUUGACAACACCAAGAAGAAGUAAUUCCAGAAUCGCUUCAUAUCAGCAUCCACCUUCCGGCCUACAAAAAUUCACUGUUAGAAUAAAAAAUUGGACUGAC
Messenger RNA from Drosophila persimilis, 392 nucleotides. RefSeq lists its product as uncharacterized. Lineage: Eukaryota; Metazoa; Arthropoda; Insecta; Diptera; Drosophilidae. The transcript has 3 exons. The coding region runs from base 17 to 316 and encodes 99 amino acids. The record is from RefSeq and is a predicted model, not a curated record.